This is a messenger RNA of Conger conger (European conger), 524 nucleotides long. RefSeq names its product nuclear factor 7, brain-like. The transcript has 4 exons. NCBI's taxonomy places the organism in Eukaryota, Metazoa, Chordata, Actinopteri, Anguilliformes, Congridae. The record is from RefSeq and is a predicted model, not a curated record. The annotation marks the transcript as partial.
CACUCAGGAGCUUCUGUAUAAUUUGUGUUAUGCUGAAGCUGUUUAAGGGUAUCGCUGGGCUGCUGAGAAAAGAGUUUGAGGAACUCAAACCUGCAGUUAAUCUCAUUAAAGAAAAACUGAAGACGUUUACUGAGAAUGAACAAGAGUGUAAGAAAACUGCAGAACACAUAAGGAGUCAAACACAGCACACAGAGGGGCAGAUAAAGGCAGACUUUGAAAAGCUGCACCAGUUCCUACGAGAGGAAGAGGAGGCCAGACUAGCUGUACUGAAGAAGGAAGGGGAGGUGAAGAGUCGGGUCAUGGAGGAGAAAUUGGCAGACAUCACAAGACACAUCUCCACCCUUACAGACAAAAUCACAACUAUAGAGAAGGCCAUGGACACUGAAGACACCUCCUUUUUAAAGAGCUACAAGAACAUCAAAGACAGGUAUGGAGACACUCACCUCAUUUCCUUGUCCGAGUCACUUCUUUCCCUCAGCUUGACUGACUCCUGCCUGUCGUUACAGAGCCCAGUGCACACUGCA